AUGGCCAUGAACGUUCUGUUCUGGAAUUGUCGAGGGAUUUGUAAUCCUUCCACUAGGCGUGCUUUGAAGAUUUUAAUCUCACAGCAUAAUCCGAAAUUGGUGUUUCUGAUUGAAACGAAAAUCAGAGAUAAAGAGGAGUUCGACAGACUACAGUGUAACCUAGGGUUUGAUCAUGCAGAGGGCGUGAUGAGCGUUGGGCAGGCUGGUGGACUGGGUUUAUUCUGGAAUGACGAAGUAAAGGUCAAAAUACGGCAGCUUUCUACUGCCCGUUUUAUUGAUGCAGUGGUAGAUGAAGGAGAUGGCUUCUUGCGGUGGCGGUUCACGGGGUUUUACGGCAACCCAGGUGCAGCAGAUCAUCAUGAAUCCUUGGAUCUUCUCAGGGCUUUGAGUGAUGAUGACAGUUUACCGUGGGUUGUGUUUGGAGACUUUAACGAGAUCUUGUUGGCCUCAGAGAAGCUGGAUGGUAGGCCACGACCGGAGAGUCAAAUGCGAGGUUUCCGGGAGGCGCUGGGGUAUGCGGAAUUGGUGGACCUAUGUGCAGUUCCGAUUGUUCAGAGGAAGCGAUAUCACAGGUUUAAGUUUGAAUCAUUGUGGUUGAAGCAUGAUGGUUGUCAUGAGAUCGUUCAGCAACAGUGGCAACGUCUAGCUCUGGGACAACCAAUGUUUCAGGUUUCGAAGAAGAUUGCAUGGACCAGUAUUGCGUUAGAUGAUUGGCAACGCAGUGUGUUUGGUGACCGACAGAAAGCAAUGUCGGAGACUCGUUCACGGUUGGAGGAGCUGUUGUGUAUGUCAGUGACUCCGGAGGUAUUGGCUGAGAGGGGUCAUUUGAUGGAACGCUUGGAAAGGCUGCUGUCAGAAGAGGAAUUAUAUUGGAGUCAGCGAGCUAAGGUUUCAUGGCUCAAGGAGGGAAAUCGUAAUACUGGUUUCUUUCAUCGUAAGGCUUCUAAUAGAAAAAGCAAAAAUUUCAUUAGAGGCCUUUAUGAUGAGGCAGAGAACUGGAAAGAAGAUGAUGAUGGUCUGGAAACUGUUGUUGUGAACUAUUUUGAGAAAAUGUAUAAGGCAGGAACUAUUGAUGGUGAGGCUUUGGAGGAAACUCUUCAGGCUAUUUCUCCUUCAGUUACAGAAGAGAUGAAUAUUACGGUAUGUUCCCAAUAUAGCUGUAAGGAAGUGAAUGAGGCUUUGUUCCAAAUGUACCCUACGAAGUCGCCUGGACCGGAUGGAAUGCCGUCGCUAUUUUUCCAACAUUAUUGGGAGAGUAUAGGUGAUGACAUCACUGCUGCAGUACACAAUUUUCUACAGACUGGUCAGUUGCUAAAACAGAUCAAUUUCACGCACAUUUGUUUGAUUCCUAAAACUGCUAAUCCUGAGACUAUGGCAGAUUUAAGACCAAUUGCAUUGUGUAAUGUCAUUUACAAGUUGUGUUCGAAAGUUAUUGCCAAUAGGUUAAAGUUGAUUUUGCCUCAGAUUAUAUCAUCUUUUCAGAGUGCUUUCAUUCCAGGCAGGUUGAUAACUGACAAUACGUUGGCAGCCAAUGAGCUAGCUCAUUUUAUUCAUAAUAAAAGAGCAGGGGAGGAAUUUAUGGCAUUGAAAUUGGACUUGAGUAAAGCCUAUGACAGAUUGAAAUAUUCUUUUUUGGUACCGGGAAAGCCCAGGGGCUAUGUGGUACCUUCUAGAGGGUUGCGACAAGGAGAUCCUUUAUCACCAUAUUUGUUUCUUCUCGGAGCAGAAGGUCUCUCUACUUUAUUAAAGACAAAGGCUGAUCUAGGUGUGUUGCCAGGUAUUUCUAUUUGUGAAGGCGCUCCCAUGGUUAAUCAUCUUCUUUUUGCAGAUGAUAGUAUAUUGUAUGCUACUGCUAAUUUACAGGCUUGUCAUGAAAUUAGUAAUGUAUUGAAGGUGUAUGGAAAAGCAUCUGGGCAGCAAGUUAACUUCCAUAAGAGUUCUGUUAUGUUUAGUAAAAAUGUGGAUCGUGCUACUCAGAAUUUGCUUGCUACAUUUUUGGGAGUUAAUGUAGUGGAAUCCCAUGAGAAGUAUCUUGGUUUGCCUACAUAUGUUGGAAGGAAUAAAACUAGUACUUUUCAAUAUAUUCAGGAGAGAUUGGAUCAGAAACUUCAAACUUGGCAGGGUCGGCUUCUUAGUGGUGCUGGCAAAGAUAUUCUGAUCAGGGUGGUAGCUCAAUCUUUACCUACAUAUGCUAUGAGCUGCUUUCAAUUAACAAAAAAAUUUUGUGAUGAUCUUCAACAGAGAUGUGCUAGAUUUUGGUGGGGAGGCUCUAAUGAACAAAGGAAAAUUCAUUGGAAGUCUUGGCAAUUUCUUUGCCGGCCAAGGAAAGAAGGAGGAUUGGGUUUCCGGGAUUUAUGUGCUUUUAAUAGGGCUAUGUUAGCAAAACAGGGCUGGAGAAUUGUUCAACAUCCGAAUUCAUUAAUUGCCAAAAUGUAUAAGGCCAUAUACUUUCCAAAUUCUUCUUUUUGGGAGGCUGCACCUCAUCAUUCACCUUCAUUUUCUUGGCGGAGUAUUUAUGAGGCUAGAAGUGUUCUUGUCAAAGGGGCACAUUGGCAAGUAGGAGAUGGGAAUGAUAUCUUGCUUUCUGACCCAUGGCUACCUAGAGCGGCACCUUUUCGCUUAUUACUAGUUCACAGAGGUAGAGAUCCUCUUUGGAAGGUCAAUCACCUUUUGAAUGAUGAGGGUUGUUGGAAUGAAGCAUUGAUACAACAGGUUUGUCAUGUUGAUGAUAUCCCUUUUGUUUUGUCUAUUCCUUUGAGUAAUAGAAGGGUUCAUGAUCGUUGGGUGUGGCACUUUGAUUCCAAAGGGUUGUUUUCAGUUAAGAGUGCGUACAGGCUCUUAAUGGAGGAGGAAAUAGUACAAGAGGUGCCUUUGCAGACGCAAGAUUUAUGGAAAAAGCUAUGGUCUACCAAUGUACCAGGUACGGCAAAAAAAUUUCUAUGGAAGGUGUUGAACAAUUGUUUACCUACUAUGGAUAGAUUGAUUGAGAAACAGGUUCCUCUGGAGGUAAGACCUUGUGUUCUAUGUGGAGUGGGGGAAGAGACAAUUGAACAUAUAUGUAGGCUUUGUCCGUAUGUCAGGGGAGUGUUGGAUGCCGUGCCUGGGGUGGUACGGUCGGCUUACUCUCCUGCUGCUAGGAUGGUGCAGUUUUUGGAGUGGAUUCGGGGUUGUGCUUCUCAAUUGCCUUCCAAGUUAUGGGCAACUUUCGUUUAUAUUUUGUGGGGUGUUUGGAGGGAGAGAAAUAAUAGAGUGUGGGAUAACAAGAGUAUGGAGGUGAACCAGGUUGUGCUGCUAUUGUCGACUCGUUUCCAGGAAUACCAGAGGUAUAAGGGCAAGAGCCAGGGUGGAGGGAGUCGGCGUGUAGUCCCUUGGAAACCUCCGAGUACAGGGUGGGUGAAGAUUAAUGUUGAUGGUGCAUUUCAUAAAGAUACUGAACAGGUUGAGGCAUUAGCUGGGAGGGAGGCUGUCUCACUUGCUAUUCAGCGAGGUCUCUCUACGGUUACUUUUGAGACUGAUUCUCUUACUCUUUUUCAUGCAACAAAGCAGAGAGUCAUUCCCCAUACUUUCUUCAUUGGUCGUGUGUAUGAUGACAUUAUCUUUCAUCUUCAACAGAUGCUGGGUUCUUACUUUACUCUUGCUUAUCGUCAAGCCAAUGUUGUGGCUCAUACUUUACCUCAUUUUGCUUGUUCUUCUUCUAGUUCUUUAUUCUGGGGCCUAGAGCCUCCAACUUGUAUUGUUGAUGUACUUUCUAAGGACUUUACCUCCUGA
Rosa rugosa (rugosa rose) is the source of this 3768-nucleotide messenger RNA. RefSeq lists its product as uncharacterized. Gene Ontology annotation, molecular function: nucleic acid binding; RNA-DNA hybrid ribonuclease activity. NCBI's taxonomy places the organism in Eukaryota, Viridiplantae, Streptophyta, Magnoliopsida, Rosales, Rosaceae. The coding region runs from base 1 to 3768 and encodes 1255 amino acids. The record is from RefSeq and is a predicted model, not a curated record. The transcript has 4 exons.